AUGCUCCCAGCGACCGAGAAAAACACCCAAGCGAUCGAGAACGCAACAGCCCUACAAGGCGUCUGCUGGGGCGAUGAGUACGAGAUAAUGAUAUCGGGGAUGCUAUACAACCCCCUCGCCCCCGAACUCAUCGCAGGCCGCGAAAAAGCACGCCGUCUCAUCGCCGAAUUCAACGCGCCGCCUGAUCCCACCAUCCCCUUCGCCGAUACCAUCGCGCGCAGAGAAGCUGCCCUGCGAAAACUCUUCGGUCACGCGGGUGAAGGAAUCUACGUUGAGGCCCCGCUAUUCGUCGACUACGGGUGCAAUAUCAGCGUUGGAAAGGCGUUCUACGCCAACUUCAACCUCACUAUCCUCGACUGCGGCCUCGUUACAAUCGGCGACCACGUCGAGAUCGGACCGAACGUUAACAUCAUUACCGGCGAGCACUAUACUGAGAUCAAUGCGCGGCGAGCGAACCGCGGGAAGGAGUUUACGAGGGAGGUUGUCAUUGGCAAUGACUGCUGGAUUGGGGCGGGUGUUACGAUCCUCGCUGGGGUGGUGAUUGGUGAGGGGUGCACGGUUGGUGCGGGAUCCGUGGUUAAGAGGGAUAUUCCGGCGUUUAGCAUUGCUGUUGGGUGUCCGGCGAGAGUUGUUAGGUCGGCUGGGAGGCCUGAUGGGGAGAGGGAGGAUUAG
Messenger RNA from Aspergillus mulundensis, 672 nucleotides. Its product is annotated as sugar O-acetyltransferase. The record is from RefSeq and is a predicted model, not a curated record. Gene Ontology annotation, molecular function: acetyltransferase activity. Bases 1 to 672 code for a protein of 223 amino acids. Lineage: Eukaryota; Fungi; Ascomycota; Eurotiomycetes; Eurotiales; Aspergillaceae. The transcript is spliced from 3 exons.